Molecule: messenger RNA, 2698 nt
Organism: Rhinichthys klamathensis goyatoka
Lineage: Eukaryota; Metazoa; Chordata; Actinopteri; Cypriniformes; Leuciscidae
Product: taste receptor type 1 member 1
Exons: 6
Coding region: 172-2667 (831 amino acids)
Biological process (GO): G protein-coupled receptor signaling pathway
Cellular component (GO): membrane
Molecular function (GO): G protein-coupled receptor activity
Source: RefSeq, a predicted model, not a curated record
UAAGCUUUGUGAGUUUAGAUAUGGAAAUAGGCAUUCGUAUCAUUGAAUAUAGUGGUAUAAGCAAAUAGAAAUGUGAUUUAAGCAAAUUAAAUGUAGUAUAUCAGCCUGAUUUCUCUCAAACGGCCAGCCACUACACAGCCUUGUUUCAAGAUUAACGGUCCAUCUUAAACCAUGCUUCACAAUAGAAUGUACAUUUUCCUUUUGGGCUUCAGUAAUUGUUUCUUUUUCAAAGUUUCUUGGUCAACAUCUGAUUUCAGCUUGGAAGGAGAUUACUUAUUGGGUGGCCUUUUCGCUUUACAUGAAAUUGAUGAUGUAACACCCAUGAUCACCCCAGAGACCACCGAAUGUUUCAGGCACAGUUCUUCAAUAUCUGGCUAUCAGAUGUUGCAAGUGAUGAGGUUUGCUGUUGAAGAAAUUAAUAAUUCCACCACUAUUCUGCCCAAUGUUUCUCUGGGCUAUGAAAUUUUUGACCAUUGUUCUAAUACAAAGAAUUUCCGUUCAGUCUUAAGUUUUAUCUCAAAUAAUGGAUCAAUAAAACCUAAAGAAAAACUCAACAACUAUCAGCCUAAAGUGAUUGCUUUAACAGGGCCAUAUGGAAGCACAAGAACUAUUACAAUUGCACCACUGAUCACAAUGGACCUUAUACCAUUGGUGAAUUAUGGAGCUUCCAGCUAUGCAUUAAGCAAUAAACUUCAGUAUCCCUCUUUUGUAAGAACAGUGCCCAGCAACAAAGACCUGAUAGAGAUGAUUAUUCACAUCAUACGAUGGUUUGGAUGGAACUGGGUUGCCUUUCUUGGUAGCCAAGACAAUUACAGUUCAGACGGACUAAAGCUGUUUAACAAGUACAUCAACAACACUGGCAUUUGUUUGGCCUAUCAAGAGGCUCUAAGCUUAAAUGCAAACUACAGUCUAACACUUAAAAAAAUUGAUAUGCUUAACAUCAAUGUCAUUGUGGUUUUCGCUGUGCCACAAUAUGCCAUCAACAUAAUCAAAACAGCCAUAUUAGAGAACAUACGAGACAAAGUAUGGAUUGCAGGUGAAACAUGGUCUAUGAAUCAACAACUUCCAAGAGAGCCAGGAAUUAUGAAUAUUGGUACAGUCAUUGGCAUUACAGAGAGAUUGUUGUCAUUACCUGGAUUUGAUAAAUUCAUUUAUAAAGACAGGGGAACAACUAAUGUUAAUUAUAAACCUGAGAGUGAAGUCAAGAGUAAUAGAAAGACAUGUAAUCAAAAGUGUGAUUACUGCACAAUGUUGACUGCAGAGGAGAUUAUAAAUGAAAAUCCCACAUUCUCCUUUGCCAUCUAUGCCGCCAUAUAUUCCAUAGCUCAUGCAUUACAUAAGGUUCUGCAGUGUGACAUGAAUAAAUGCCACAAAAACACAAUGGCUAAGCCAUUCAUGGUUCUGGGAGAAAUGAAAAAUCUGGAUUUUCCACUCAAUGGCCGUCAGGUGAAAUACGAUAAUAAUUAUGAUCCAACCAUCAGUUACGCAGUUGUGCUUUGGCACACUGAUGUAAAUUCUCCACAGUUUGAGUUGGUGGGCACAUAUGAUACAUAUCCAGAAACUAUUUUUACCAUUGACAACUCUCUUAUUCCCUGGGGAAUUAAUGAUUCUGUUCCUUUCUCAAACUGCUCUGUUGAGUGUAAGGCGGGAUUUUCAAGGCAACUUGAAGGUUUUCAUAGUUGCUGUUUUAUGUGUAAAAAAUGCCCGCGUAACAGCUAUGUGGAUUAUUCUCGGGACCCCUAUACCUGUUUUCCAUGUGCAGAGAGUGAAUGGUCUGAGGAGGGCAGCACGAUAUGUAAGACACGUUCUGUUGUCUAUCUUCAGUUCACAGAAAUCUCCUCCAUCGCUGUCAUGGUUUCUGCCACAUGCCUAAUUAUUCUCCUUUUUGCCAUAUUUUGCCUUUUCACCUAUAAUUACAACACACCAGUGGUGAAGUCUGCUGGUGGUAGCAUGUGUCUUCUUAUGUUGAUAUGUUUGAUUAUGUCUUCCAUUAGUGUAUACUUUUUUUUUGGACAACCCACAUUUGUACAUUGCCUCCUGAGAAAUGCCAUUUUUGCAUUUUUCUUCACUGUCUGCCUUUCAUGUUUGACGGUCCGUUCCUUUCAAAUUAUUUGUGUUUUUAAAAUGGCUGCUCAGUUCCCAAGGGUGCACAGCCUUUGGGUAAAGCACAAUGGACAGUGGCUCUUCAUUGCAUUUUCUUCUGCCAUUCAUUUAAUUUCUUGUGUGAUAUGGAUGACUGUCUCUCCUGACAAACCCAUCGCUGACUCAUGGACUUUUAAAGAUCAAAUUAUGCUCAUCUGUGAAAUGGGGAACACUAUAACCUUUACCAUAGUUUUGUUUAUAAGUUGGUUUCUUGGUUUCCUGUGUCUCCUGUUUUCUUACAUGGGAAGAGAUCUGCCGAAAAAUUACAAUGAGGCCAAAUCAAUAACUUUCAGUCUCAUUUUGUACUAUCUGAGCUGGAUUGUGUACUUCACAGCAUACCUCUCUGUCAAAAGCAAGUACAUCAUGCUUUUGAAUGCAAUGGCCCAGAUAUCUAGUAUAUAUGGAAUUCUCUUCAGCUAUUUCAUAAAAAAAUCUUUCAUUAUAAUAUUCCAACCUCAAAAGAACACUCCCGCAUACUUUCAAACAUCUAUUCAGAAUUACACCCAAACCCUUAGUAGGACAUAGACCACAAUGCAAAGAUGCAGAUACACAAGGG